This is a messenger RNA of Nezara viridula (southern green stink bug), 1483 nucleotides long. NCBI's taxonomy places the organism in Eukaryota, Metazoa, Arthropoda, Insecta, Hemiptera, Pentatomidae. The record is from the annotation of a GenBank genome assembly.
AUGAAGCAAAGAGGUUAUGAGGAGAAAAAAAGAAAAUACCAGAAACCACCUCAGGAGAAAAAAGCUCUCCAAUAUGAUAAAACUCCAGUUACUGAAGCAUUUGAAAAAUAUGCAAUGGAAUUGAAUUCAAAGCAAGAUAAAUCCGAAAGAAUUGUAAAACUUAGCAGAGAUGUAACUAUUGCAAGUAAACGUGCCAUAUUUUCUCUUCAUGCUUUAAUGAGAUCAGGUAAUUAUGAAGAAGAUUUGGCAAAAAUUACUGAAACUUUGGAAACAGUAAGAGAAAGUCUUCUAAAAAAUAUAGCAUUUGAACUCGCUGGUGAUGACCCCUAUCAGUUUUGCAGGAAUUAUACUGCAGGUCUUCAAGAGUAUAUUGAAGCUGUAACAUUUUACCAUUUCAUAACUAAAGGUGGACUAUUUAACAUUGAUGUAAUUCAAAAUGAAUUAACAUUUGAAAAAAAAGUUAUGGAUCAAGGGGAGCCACCUCAAGAGAAAGUACCACUUCUUGUAUCUUUCUUUGACUAUAUUCUCGGCGUACAGGACCUCACUGGUGAAGUAAUGAGGCAUUGCAUUAAUAGCUUUAGCGCUCGUAAUUUAGAAGCAGGAAACAAAGAUUGUAAUUUCGUCAAAAGUCUCUAUACAGGAAUGCUAUUGUUGAAUUCAUACAGAAAUAUGCAUGGAAUGCAAGGGAGAGAUUUCAUGAAAAAAAUGUCUGUUACCCUUCAAUCAUUAAAAAAAAUGGAAAUGGCUUGCUAUGCUGCACAUAUUCGGGGAUCAGAAGCCCUCGACUUUGGAUUUAAUACAGAAGAAUUUGAAAGUUAUAAUUUUGGAGAUUAGUCUGUAAUAUACGAUUACAACUAUUUUUUAAAUAUUGUUAAGGCAAUGUGGUCUAUUAUUUUGUAUUUAAUCAUUUUUUUUAUUUUUGUAUAUAUACUCUCUCGCUGGUUUUUAUUGAUUGGUUUAUUUUCUAGGUAUUGCUUUGUAAAUAUUUUUUUUAUCUAACUCAUACAAGAAAAAGAAAGUUCUUAUUUUGAAAUUCAAAACAUUCAUUUUAUUUACUUUGAUCAUGAUAUAAUUAACUCAAAAAUAUAGAAGUUUUGGUUAAUGAAAAUAAAAAUGUGUGUAUGGAACAAAACCGUCAGUAUCUUGGUUGAUGAUUUGUUAAGAUUUAUGUUUUGGUGUCUCAUGCAAUUUCAUUUGUACUAUGCAAAAAAUAACUAACAUACAAUCUCCAUUUUCCUUUUUAUACUGUUCUUGGAAUACCACUCUAAAAUAAUUUUAUUUUUAAGUUUUGAUGAACCAAUCCUCAACUCUUAACUCAAUUUUUUCCAGUUUGAUCCAGAUAAAACAGCAAUUUGAUUCCUUUUAUUUAUUUUUUAAAGUGAUAUCUAAAGAAUCAUAAUUUAAUGAAUAUUUCAUUGUUGUCUUAUAUAUAAUACAAUAAACGUUCCUUAUUUAUAUGUUCUAUUUUUUGUUUACUUUUCUG